GUUUGGUACUCUCAUGGUCGAUUUCUUUUUCCGCUCCCUUCCAACCUCUCCUGUUUCCAUCGGGCCAAAAGUGAGUUUGCUUUUGCCCGAAGAGGAAAGAAUGGAUAACUGCUUGGUCCGUAAGUUGGUCGGGGGCGUUGCACAGAAUGGCGAGGAAUGACCUUUACCCUCAUCAGUUCAGACACUUUGAUGUAUUUGUGGCUGGUGGUGAACUUUGACCCUUGCAUCUUGUUUUGCUCCUUUGAUUUGGACCAGGGCUCGCUGAACUGGGGGUGGUGGUGAAGUCUUGUCCUGUGGUGCAUGAGCCUUCUGCUUUGGCUGAAACUCAGAUCAUGAACAUCCUUUGCCUUGCAUACCGUAUCCACUGAUGAAUUUGGGUCUCCUUGGUCUGCCUAAGCCUCUGCUGACUUUUGAUCUUGUUGCUUUGAAGGACAUGCCUGCAGCAUUGCUUUCUCUAAGUGGUGGUAUCUAUUUGCAAAUUAGAGUUGAUUAUUAAAAAGAACUUUUCAAAGGCAACCCAAACAUGCCCUGAUACUGCUGGUUUUCUGACUGUUGACCUUUGGACUGCCCUAGAAUGCUGUGUGUGGCACGACUGGCCCUAGGGGCUGGGGUUAUAGGAUUGCCAUGCCGUGGUAAGUCUUCCCUAGCUGCCAAGAUGGUGAAAUACCGGAAGAUGUGGAAACCGACAGAGCCACAAAACUGGGCAGUGGAUUAUCAAGAGCGAUACAUCCCCUUUUCCAAGGAUCAGCUGGUGGAUGCCCUAGUAAAGGAAUUCCACUCGUCCAGCCCCGCAGAUCGAGAGUCGUUCAUGGCGUUUGUCUCCCAUGUGGAUUCCAAUCUUCUGCUUCGUUACCACUCUGUCCGAGAGCAGUUACAAUUUCUGUAUGCACCUAUUAAUCCUGAUCGGGACACACUGGAGGAGUUCUCUAUGACAGAUGCUGAGCGGUUAGUGAAAGAACAGGAAGUUUUGGCCAAGAUGGAGCCACUGCUGAACCAGGCCAAUUUCAACAGCUUGUCAGAAGAAGCCCUGGCUUAUGCCCUUGUGGUCCAUCACCCGCAUGAUGAAGUCCAGGUGACAGUGAAUCUGGAUCAAUAUGAAUACAUGAGAUUUUGGGCCCUGGGCCAACGGAUCGGGCCCCUGCGUGUGAUGACCACGCUUCCGGUCCAAAAGAGGGGGUUCUUUGACAAGACUCGGAUUCCAUCAGACAGGCGUUACUUCAAACGAGUGGUGGUGGCUGCACGGGUUAAAAAUGCCUACUUGAUGCUGAAAUGCUUUAAGGACAUUCCCUUGGAAGGCCUAGAGCAGCUGCUGCCAGCCGUCAAAGUCCGCACCUCCAUCCUUUACCGCACACUUCUCAAUAUGAUGCUUAUUGUGAGCGGUUUGGCUGUUUUUGUCAAUGUUGGCAUGGUGGUGCUUUCUGACCUUAAGAUUGGCACGACCACGCUGCUGAUUUUUUUCGCUGCCUUAAUGGCCUUCCGGGCUUCGAAGGCUUUUGGCCAGCGCCGAAAUGUCCACUCCCUAGAGUUGGUUCAUAUGCUCUACUACCGCAGUACAUCCAACAACGCAGAGCUGCUGGAUGCCAUUGCUCUGCGCGCCCAGGAGGAACAUGCCAAAGAGGUCAUCUUGGCACAGAGCUUCCUCCUCCAGCUGCAUCAUCAUCAUUAUCACCAGCACCCCCUACAGGAGGAUAUAGCCCCUGAAAUUGUUGAACAGCUGAAGAAAGAGGUCCAGACUUGGCUCCUCUCUCACUCUGAGCUGGACAUAACCUUCUGUGCUGAGCGUGCCUGCCAACAUCUCAGGGAGCUAGGAGUUGGGGUCUCUCCCAUAGCUCCAACCCAUACAGUGUGACUAGGCUGGAACCCUGCGGUCACGGUUCUAGCUAGCCCUUUUGGCACAGCCUCUAAGGGCAAGCCUGGCAAGUUCAGAAGGCAUGGUCAUGGUGACGUCUAUUUUCCUCUGCAGUAUCGUAGGAGCAGUAUGCAGAGGCACAACUCCUAAUACUGCACAGAUAACCAGAAACCACAUGAGAUUUCUGCUACUGUUUUUUGGGUGGUGGGUCUUUGGAAGUGCAUCUUCCCCCAGCGAAGCUAUUGAGUGAGACAUGAGCAUCCGAAUGAAUGAUCCGAGUCAAAUUACAACUCAGGCACAGCUAUCAUAGGAGGGAGAGAUGGGGUAAUCUUGUUCUUGAAUGGUUCCCUUGCGUGUUUUUGUUUGUUUGUUUGCAAAGGACUCGCAUUAUAUGAUGCUGCUGCUUUUAAUUUUCAUAAAGCUGCUUGGCCUUCCUCCAAGCCUGCUUUUCUUUUCUCUGAGAAAUGAGGGAAAGCAGGACUGUUUACAUUUGAAAUGAGAACAGUGCCAGACAAUGAAUCUCUUAUAUUUAGAGCAAAAAGGCUUUAAAAAAACUUUGCUGUCCUACUGGGGGUGUUUAAAAAACCACAACAGCCAUAUUAAAUUACUACUUUAGCACUUUGAAAUUCAUAACAUGCACUUAUGUGGAGUCUGAAGAAUGCACUGCACACUGAGCUGUUCUUUUGCCUGUUCUACAGCAGUCACUAGGGUCGAGAAAUUCACAAUGCAUGGUCUUCACAAUAAGCUUAUAAACUGUUUUACCUAAUUAGGGAAAGACACUUUGCACAUGGCAGGGGCAUUUUUCCAUAUUACCUAGUCUUCCAAAUUGUGGCCCUUAUAUUAAUAACAGACUUGAGUUUUUGUCUCUAAUGUCAGUUGUGAAUGAAAGGAUGAAUUUGAGCUUAAACACACAAGGCCUAGGUUCCAAUAUUGUAUCCACUGGACCGCAUUAUUCUGGUGCAUUUUUUUUCUAGUUGCCGGGCAAUUAACAUAUCUGUCAGUAGUGGAUUAGAGUUUGGUGGGGAAAUCUUUGAGAGAUCUCUUGUGUGCACUAAGGUCUUGGUCUAACCUUAUGGAGGAAACUUGCAUACCUGACCUCUGUCUCUGCAUAUAAUUAAUGCAUGUAUGUUCAAUGUACCUUUGUAUGAACUUGGGGAAAUAAGUCAUCUGCCCCAACGGAUGCAGUCAUAACUGGGUGGAUGGGUAUGCUGUUGUUCAUGGCUGGCUGUAUAUAAGACUUUAGUCCCCUUCUUUCCCCAGCCAUCCUUAAAUUAUGUUAAAGGAGCACACAUUUCAGGGUUAUGCAUGUUCUCCUGUGGUGGUGAAAGAGUGAUGGGAAAAGCAGCCCUUAUCAGAAUUCUCUGUUAUAUUUGUCCAUUCCUGGGAAAGCCUUAGCCAUAGAACUGAAGAGACAGCUUGUGACAUAGCGAUUAAACUGCAGUACUGCAGUCAAGACUUUGCUCACGAUCUGAGUUCAAUCCCAGGUAGCCAGCUUGAGGUUGACUCAGCCUUCCAUCCUUCCAGGGUUGGUAAUUUGAGUACUCAACUUGCUGGUGGCGGCGGCAGCAAUGUCUAGCUUGCAUAAUUAAAUUGUAAAAUGCCCAGAGAGUGCUUUAAGUGAUAUAGGGCAGUAUAUAAGAAGCACUUUUCGCUUUUUGAAGAUACACGAUUGAGAAGGAUGCUGUUUGCGUGCUCUGACCUUUCUGUUAUAGGAACCAAAACUAACAACAAAAUACUGUGAAAUAUUUAAAAAAACUAAAUUUCUAAAAAAAGGUGGUAAUUGUGUUAAUCUGUUGCAUAAAAAAAUAGCAGCGUCCUGUGCUAAUUUUAAGACUAACAUGUUUUAUUUGACAUAAGCCCUCAAGGAAAAUCAAUUAAAGCAUAUGCUCAGUAAAACUUUAUAGGCUU
Pogona vitticeps (central bearded dragon) is the source of this 3757-nucleotide messenger RNA. RefSeq names its product transmembrane protein 143 (gene TMEM143). The record is from RefSeq and is a predicted model, not a curated record. Gene Ontology annotation, cellular component: mitochondrion. NCBI's taxonomy places the organism in Eukaryota, Metazoa, Chordata, Lepidosauria, Squamata, Agamidae.